AUGGAUUCAGUGCAGCUCAUUCUUGCCACGGCCGUUGUCGGGCUCGUUAUCUUUCUUGUGGUCUUCAGCCUUCAAGGAAGACAAGUGGCGGUAGGAAAAUCCAAAUCACCCUACAAUAAGCCCACUUUUUUGGUAGUGGGUGCCAAUGGAGCUGGAAAGACGUCUGUCUUCUACAAAUUACAGGACAUUCAGCCUGUCAGCACGAUUUCGUCGUUGGAGGCCAACUACGGUAAGAUCUCCAUUCCUUUCAGCAAUCCUGCUAUCCUAAAGGACUACCAAUUCAUCGACUGGCCGGGCCACUUGAAGUACUCCCAGCUUUUGCGCAAAUUGAUCAAUGAAGACGUCACAGUCAGAAACGUCAAGGGCGUCAUUUUCGUCAUUGACUCUUCCAGUGCCAGUCUCAGCCAGGAAAAGGUCGCUGCUAUCGCUAAGCUCUUGUACGACUUGUUGAGCAUUACAGAGAAAACCCCAAUGGGUGUCGAUUAUCUAUUCGCUAUUAACAAGCAGGACUUGUUUGACACCAAGCCAGUGUUUAAGGUCAAGAGCUUGAUCGAAGAAGAAAUCUCCAAGCUUGUCCAGGAGGAGCUCAGCGCCAAGGGCCUGGCUCGUGGAGGAUCUGGCAUUGACAAUGACGACGAGGAAGAAUUCUCCAAGGAAGAGUCGACCAGAGAAUUUUGGAAAUCCCUCAUGGGCAGCUCCAAGACCUUCAAGUUCGAGCUUUUGGAGGGCAACAUGGAGUUUCUUGGAGGCCUGGCACUCAAGAACAAGCUUCUGAACUGGCAGAACUGGUUUGACGAGAAGGCCAUGAACUACGGCAGCAUGUAA
Molecule: messenger RNA, 825 nt
Organism: Candidozyma duobushaemuli
Lineage: Eukaryota; Fungi; Ascomycota; Pichiomycetes; Serinales; Metschnikowiaceae
Product: Signal recognition particle receptor subunit beta
Exons: 1
Coding region: 1-825 (274 amino acids)
Source: RefSeq, a predicted model, not a curated record